Pseudoliparis swirei is the source of this 4694-nucleotide messenger RNA. Its product is annotated as low density lipoprotein receptor adapter protein 1. The coding region runs from base 1 to 858 and encodes 285 amino acids. The record is from RefSeq and is a predicted model, not a curated record. NCBI's taxonomy places the organism in Eukaryota, Metazoa, Chordata, Actinopteri, Perciformes, Liparidae. The transcript has 10 exons.
AUGGAUGCCCUGAAAUCCGCCGGCAGAGCGAUUAUCAAGAGCCCCGGAGUUCCGCGGCACACAUGGGGAACUUCCAAGCACGAAAAGCUGCCAGAGAACUGGACGGACACCAAGGAGACUCUGCUGGAGGGGAUGGUGUUCAACGUGAAGUACCUGGGUAUGACUCUGGUGGGCCAGCCCAAAGGAGAGGAGAUGGCCUCGCCUGCCAUUCGCAGAAUUGUUGCCACCGCUAGGGCCAGUGCUAAGAAGUUUCGUAAAGUAACAUUGACGGUCUCACCGAAGGGCAUCAUCAUGACGGACACGGAGACUACAGACCUCAUAGAAAAUGUCUCCAUAUACAGAAUCUCGUACUGCACAGCAGAUAAAACUCAGGAUAAGGUCUUCGCAUAUGUCUCCCAGAGUCCCUUCAACGAGACCCUGGAGUGCCAUGCAUUUCUCUGCCAAAAGAAGAAGAUCGCUCAGGCUGUGACAUUAACGGUGGCCCAGGCCUUUAAAGUAGCCCUCGAUCUGUGGGAGGUCGCGCAGGAAGACAAAAACAAAAAAGCCAGGACCUGCUGUUCUUGCGCAGCCAGCAAAGGGCAAACACAGACGACCGACACUCAGUGUGUUCCUGCAGAUCCAGAGGAGGCAUGCAAGCCCGUCGGGUUGGAGGAGAAGCUCCGGAGGCCCUUCUUCUCGGCUUUACUCAGCUCGCCGUCGCCUCGCAGCAACCCCUCUCGGAGGCGACCAAUCAAACACGACUCUUGGGACGUGGAUGAUGGCCUCGAUGAUGCGUUCUCAAGUAACAUGGAAGUAGAGGAGAUGGACACCGACUGGCCGAGUGCGGCUCCGAACCCGGCUCUAACGAUGCAGCUCUGAGUCCCCGGGACUGUUGUCUGUCUGCAACAACGACUUUUUGAAUAACACACGCUGAAAUAUAGCCGCCCAAUUUAGAAAGGAUUCCAAACUCAAAAAAAGGCCCACAUCACUUGAGACGAGGGGAGGCUCUGCUCUCCUGUGGCUGCUGCGGAGAAGUCCGAAUGGAUGCCCUGAUGUUAUAAACUGCCAGUCGACCCCCCACUCGGUGUAAACAGACAUCUCCCACCAUCUUCCUACUCUCUCAAACUGCCGGAUGACACACAACAAUGUGCACGAAUGACAUAUCUCUAGGUUGUGAGAAGAUGGGAGUCUCUGUCUUUUUUUCAAUCUGAACUUGUAAAAACACUUUCAACGACACUCGGAUAAGUGGAAUUUGGAUGAAGAUAUUCUCGGCUUCAAGUGGUUUAGACAUGCGUGCACAUAAAAGGCGCGUGUCAUCUCUUUCUAUCAAAUGUGAAAGCUCUGAUCUCGUCGCUUGCUCAACAAAGUAACAUCUGCCAGUCUCAGUCGUCACUGGAAGCAACGCUGGCACACAUCUUCAGUCAUGAUGUUUUAUGCUUUAUGUAUUCAUCAUUCAGGUUCUUUGAAUAAUUAAACGGCAUGUGAUAAAGUCAACACGGGCCACCUUUACCCCAUAUGUCAUCUUUUUAUUGUUUGGAACAUAAAUGUGUCUUAAAGAAAUGACCAGAAUCCACCUUGGAAAUAAGAGGCAUACAUGUGACAUUUACGGAUUGUGAUGCAGUGUUUAUAUUUAACAACCAUCACAUCAAACACAGGCAUCAAACACGGGACUGCUGCUUACUUUGGGUAUCCAGGACUUUCAAUUAACAUAUCUUGGCCUUCUUCAGCAGAUUAUUUGCUCAGUUGUCGUAAAGAUAGUUUAGUGGUGGUCAUAUGCAUCGGGGUGGUGGGAACUAAAUAAGUAAUGAAUGAUCUAUUAGGUUGCGUUAAAACAAACUAAUCAAUCACCAUGACAACAGAGCAACUGUAUCUGCUGACGAAGGCUAUAUUUAGAUGUUGCUAAAAUAGUGUCACGCACUUACGGUCUCAGCAGUGCAUCCAAUAAACUAGAGCUGAGGGUCAACAGCAAUGCACUUGGCAAACAGCUAAAGUCUGGCAUGGUGGUACCUGAGUGAUUUAGUAUUGCACUUCCAUAAUGUGAUAUUUAUCAGAAGAAUGAUCCAAACGGAUCAUCAAAAAGCAGCUGAGGCCAAGAUGUCCUCCCCUGUUGUCCCUUCUAUGGGCUCCAAACCCACUGGAUCCUACAUAUUUCACAAUGCAGUUCGGUCUGUUAUGAGACAGAUGACGAGCUUCACGCUCCCCGCUUGUAAGACGGGCUGUGAGUCGACAUGAAGAUGCUCCUGACGACAUCACUAUGACAUCACCAGGGCUAUGUUCCCUGACUUGAGAGCUAAGAUGUAAUAAAACUGUUGUCACAGUCUUCGAAUAGUACCAAUCAACUGACCUUGGUGUGUAAAAUCAAUGGAGGGCCUUUUUGAGGUAAACGCAUCUUAACCCUCCUGUUGCCUUCGGGUCAAUAUGACCCGAUUCAAUGUUUAACCAUCCUGUUACCUUUAUAUUUACUGAUAUAUUUUACCCUUGCGGUCAAUAUGACCCCAGCUAUUAAAAUCUCCAGAAAAUUAUUAGAAUUAAUAUUGUUUUCCAAGUUUAAGUGUGAGGUACUUUAUGUUUGUUUGUUGACUCCCGAAAGAACACCGACAUUAAACAUUGAAUCGGGUCAAAUUGACCCGAAGGCGGCAGGAGGGUUAAAUAUUGAAUCGGGUCAAAUUGACCCGAAGGCAACAGGAGGGUUAAUGUGGUUUAGAAAAUGUGGAAUCCUCCAAAACACACACAGAGAAACCACCGUACUAUUGUGAGGAAUGUGUAUCGUCAGUGAUCAGAACUGAUAUUCUGUAUUCCUAUGUGCUUGCUUGCUUGCUUUAUGUUAACAAUGUCAAUAUAUGGUGUUUGCAAUGUACAGAAGACACAGCACAACCGCACACCUUUCUCCCUCAGAGACAUGUGGACUUUCCUCUCGACAAUAUUUUCACCGCUGUCUAUAUGAAUAUGGCUUAUGUGACCAAAAUACUGUUUUACAUACAUACUUCUCCUCAGCUGCCACUCAACGUAAAUAUGUUACUGUUAAAACAUAGCGAUGAUGUAAGGUUAAGAGGACAGGUGUGUGGCCAAGUUAAUAGAGUAAAGAAACUUAUUUCCUUAUUCUGUAUUUUUUCAAUGUCAAAGCUGUGUAAUGUAUGUAUGCAUAUGGUAUCAUGAUAGAAGAAGUAGGAUGAAUAGAUUCAGGGCGUCACAAAGGUUGUUUGUAAUAAUUAUCAUGUGAAUGUGUAGAUGCCUGUAUGUUUUGCUUUAGGUUAGACAAUUUGUACAAAUAUAAUCGUAUGUGGAUUUUAUGCUUUAUUUUUUCAAUAUAGCCAUCGGUAACCCAUGGACAGUAUUUAAUUAUUAAGUCAAAAUCCUGUCCUCAAUUGAACUGCAGUCCGUGCCACAAAACACGUCCUUCGUCCCAAAAUCUUCGUGUAUAUGAAUUAUUGCUCUGCUGGGACUCAGCGAAUUAAUUUUUUCCGAUGACUUUCAGAUGUCGUUGGCUGUCGGGAGGAUAUUCUACUUUUCCCCAGUCCGUCUGAAGUUGUCCUUCUCUCUGUAUUCAUGGCAUCAUGACUGAGGCGGAGGCAGCGGGGGCUCAGUGUCGUUGUCAUGACACCUGCUGCUGAAUGAUUGGAUGGUUUUAUCAUGUCACGCCAUGAAGCUAAAUUGCAUUGUUUCGUUCCCGACUUGCUCAAAUAACGCCUCCAUUACAUCUUUAAAAGUGAGCUCUUUACGGCUUUGGCCGUCAUAAAAAGAUCUGGAAGAUUCGUGGAGCCAUGUUUGCAUUUUAGUCUCGUUUAUACAGAGCGCACCGUCAAAAUGCAACGUUGUCAUCUCGGCCUUACCUUUCUCAUCUUUCCACACAUAUAGACUUUUUUUUUUCUCACAUUUUCUCACCUUCUCAGCUCCAUCAUUGACUGAUUCAUGUGCGGGUGCUUCAGUAUCAGCUGAUUCAGCGCUUUUGAGGGAUAUUUGGAGAUGGGCUGCUGUCCAGGGCUCAAUAAUGAUUUUCAAUGACGACGACCAACCAACAGAGUUUUAACCACAUUUACGAAAAGGACAACAUCUAGAGUUGCUUCUGCCCAAGCGGCAUAGUUAUCCAAUGCAGAGACCUAUACGGGGCACGGAUAUAGUCUCCACCCAGACUUUACCCUUUCUAAAUAGAUUUUCAUGGAAUAAUAUCAGUGUGAUAUGAUUAUAUGUUGCAGCCAAAUUCCCCCUGGGUUAUUAUGUAGAAUAGAUAAAUGUAUACAUUGCAUCAUGGAGGGAAUUGAUCUGCUGGACUAAAUAGUUUUCUUUCAUGUAUCCAGUAUUCUGUGCACAGCACACUGAGACCCAGCGGGGGAGGGGGGGGCAGACCGACCCACUCUUGGAGGUAUAACAUGCCACUUUGAGUACGGAGUGCACUGAAUACAGAUCAGACGGAAGGCUUGAGGCCAGAACAUAUUUCAGGCUUUCAGAAAACUUUCAGAAAAGCUAUCGUUGCCCAGUGAACCUGAGAUGUUUACAGUAUCAGUUUACUUUUCAAAGAAGGUGCUUCAUUUCUAUCUAUGCAAUUAGUGGGUUUUCAAUAGUGUUGUGUUGAUAUGAUAACAGCAAUUGUGUUUAUAAACCACAAGCAGUUGUCGUAAACUGUGUUAAAAAAAAACGAUUCAAAAGUGUACAGCGUUUGGAAACUGUUGUGGUUUGUUACCGACUUCUGCAUAAUAAAAUACUUUGUACAAAUACUU